Megalops cyprinoides (Indo-Pacific tarpon) is the source of this 7605-nucleotide messenger RNA. RefSeq names its product HEAT repeat containing 1 (gene heatr1). Gene Ontology annotation, biological process: positive regulation of transcription by RNA polymerase I; maturation of SSU-rRNA from tricistronic rRNA transcript (SSU-rRNA, 5.8S rRNA, LSU-rRNA). The transcript has 45 exons. Gene Ontology annotation, molecular function: snoRNA binding. NCBI's taxonomy places the organism in Eukaryota, Metazoa, Chordata, Actinopteri, Elopiformes, Megalopidae. Bases 62 to 6535 code for a protein of 2157 amino acids. The record is from RefSeq and is a predicted model, not a curated record. Gene Ontology annotation, cellular component: small-subunit processome; 90S preribosome; t-UTP complex.
GUCAACUGCCCAUGUGAAAAUUGAAGUGCCGAAGCGAGAUAGUAAGACCCUGCUCGCAGAAAUGACAUCCUUAGCACAUCAGCUGAAGCGGCUGGCUUUGCCGCAGAAUGACCAGAGUCUGCUCAGCAGGAAAGAGGUAGCUUCUCUACUCUUUGACACGAAAGAAGCAGCCAGCAUCGACAGAGACACUUUCUUUGCCUUAGGUUGCACGGGCCUGGAGGAGUUGCUCGGAAUCGAGCCCUUGUUUGAGGAGUUCCGGGAGACGCUUUUCAGCGAGGCCUCCAAGACUCUGGAGCGCAGCGUCCAGUCUAAAGAAGUCAACCAGAAGCUGGACGCGGGCAUCUCCCUGUUUCUCACGCGCCUGUCUCCUUACUUCCUGCUGAAGCCAGCGCAGAAGUGCAUAGAGUGGCUCGUUCACAGGUUCCACAUCCACCUGUAUAACCAGGACAGCCUCAUUGCCUGCGCCUUGCCAUAUCAUGAGACCAAGGUCUUUGUUAGAGUCAUUCAGCUUCUGAAGAUUAAGGAUCCUACUCACCGGUGGAACUGGCUGCAGGUACUUCAGAAACCUGGGGUGCCUUUAGCCAGAGGAACUCUCAUCACACACUGUUACAAAGACCUGAGCUUCAUGGAUUUUAUCUGCACCAUUGUCACCAAGUCAGUCAAGGCCUAUUCGGGGUCUUCCGGAAACUGUGCCCAGCUCAGGGUGAUCUUCUCUUUCUACGCCUCCACUAUCGUUCCUGCUCUGGAUGCUGUGGAGAAAGUGACGGAUACACUGAUAGCCAAGCUGCUGCCAUACGUUCAGAAGGGGCUGAAGUCCUCCCUCACCGAUUACAAGGCGGCUACCUACAUGAUUGUGUGCCAGCUGGCAGUGAAGGUGGUGAUGGAGGCCCAGCUGGUGGACACCCUGGCCGUGCAGAUCAGCAAGUCUCUGUGCAAGGAGCCGACCCUGCCGCGAGAUGGCCUGGGCUGCCUCAUCGUCCUGCUGCAGAACCAGAAGGAAGGCUCUGUGGGCAAAAAGGCCUAUGGCCACCUGUGCACAGUGCCUGCGCUGGUCCCCACCCUCCAGGACAUCGCAGCGGUGCAUGACGCCGGUCCCCUGCUCCGCUACCUGCUGCCCCACCUGAUUCACUCUGUCAUCACUGGCUGUGAUGCGGUGCUAAUGGAAGAGUCCUCCCAGACCGCCAACUUUGGGAGCCUUUUGGAGUCUGUGCUUCAAAAUCUGCCUCUGUCCAAUGGCUUGGACAAUACAGUAGCCAAGCUGUUCCUUCAGGAAUACCUUUCCCAUGGUGCCCAAAGUCAGCUGUCCAGUGAUGGCAUCUCUGCCCUCAAUCAGCGGUUGCUGCCGUUCAUCCGAGCGUUUGAGUCAAAGUACCCAGGAGCACUGGAUGUUGUCCUGGAGGGCCACCUGAGUGACAUCACCGGUCAGGAGCAGCAGGAUCUCUUCCACCAGUUCAUCUCCCUGUCUCUGAGCAGCGGGAAGUACAAGAUUCUGGCCGAUUCUGACACCUCCCUGCUCUUAAGUCUGAACCACCCCCUCCCUACGGUCAGGAAUCUGGCUGUGGAACACCUGAAGGAAAUUGUCAGCACGAGACAGGAGGGCUUUGAUGAGGCUUUUCUGAGGGAUGCCGUGCUGGAGCGCAUGAAGGAUGACGUUCCAGAGGUGGUGCUGUCUGCUAUGAAGGCUCUGGAGAUCUAUUGUGAUCAUCUUGGCGCUGAGGACACUGUGACCUGCUUACUGUCCCUCCUCCAGCGCAUAGAUCUCUCUAACGCAGGAAACUGGUGUCCUGUCCUGAAGGAGGCGGUCCGGGUUCUGGACAGCACCCCGCUCCUUGAGGGGGACCCCAGCCUGAAAGCGCAGGCCGUGAGGGAGCUGCUGCCCUUCCUGGUCGUCACGUGUCCCAUCCCCGAGUCGCCCGAGCACCAACUGGCCACCUGUGUCGCCCAGACCUCCCUGAUCUGCCAGCAUCCGCUCACACGAGGAUGGUGUGACGCACUGAAUGAGGUCAUGGCGAAGACCCCCACACAGGACAUUAUAGGAGUGGCCAAUCAGAAACUCAUUUCUACAAUGGCCAGUAACCUUUCAGUGAUGGUGACCUCCUUAAAACGCAACACUCUGGAGGAGCUGGUGGAAGCAGCAGCCAGUCAGACCAGGACCAGUCUGAGAGAGAGGGCAGCCUUCCUGGUCCUGACCUCUGCGCUGGUGCAGGGCCUGAGCGCCCUUCCCGAAACCCAGCACCUCCACACGGCCCAGAGGGUCUACGGCCUGCUGGAGCGCCCCCUGGUGGAGCUCACCACAGCGCGGGACCCCGCAGAGGAGGUGUGGCAGCAUCCCUGCGAGGAGCAGCCGGCCACGCCCUUCCCUCCGUCCGACAGGCUGGGGGAGUACCUGCAGCAGCUCCGACUGGGAGAGAGCGGAGAGAGAGAGCACGGCCUGCUCCUGGUCUCACUGCUCAAGCUGUACAUCUCCAGCCUCAAGUGCCCCGUGUCCCCUUUCAAAGGACAAACCUGGUGGAACCCAGAGAAGCUGGACACAGCCACCUGCUGCUACCUCCGCCUGCUGUGUCAGCUGUUUGAGGUCACCAUCACGGGGGCCAGCCAGGGCCCCCUGGCUCUCAGCUUCAGGGACCUGGUGCAGCUCCUGAUCCAGGUGCACCUGAGUGACCCCUGCGAGCUCUUCAAGUUCCUGUCCCUGCUGUGGGGGUACUGCAGGAACCUGGGGGACCAGCUGGACUGCAGGGUGAGCGCGGUGCUGCAGACGCAGGCACUGUACGUGGGCCGCGCCCUGCUCUCCGCCCAGACCGGGAAGACCCUCCAGACGCUGGGCUCCGCCUCUUCCCCAGUGGUGCCGUCCCUGCUGGCAUGCCUCAGCUCUCCAGUGCGAGAGGUGAGAAGGGCAGCUGUGGCCACUCUGCAGGCCCUAUCAGGAGCUGACGGCUCUCCCUUUCAACCAAUCACAGAGAGACUGCUGCAGACCACCGAGGAGCUGAUCUCUGACCCCUCCCACGUCAGCCAGGCCCUGGGUCGGCUAUACGAGGAGGCUGUGGCGGGGAAAGGAAAGGCCAAGGAGAAGAAGCUGCUGGCUUCUGUGGAGCAGCUGCUGAAGUGUGUUCAGUCCCCGGACUGCCCGUCCUACACUGCCAGUGCCCUGCUGAGGGUGCUGCGAGAGGUCAAUGGAGAGCCCGUGUUGGCUGUGCUGCUUGCCGCCGUGGAGCGCCUGCUGGAGCAGUGUGGGCCCGAGCCGCCCACUUUCCUGAAGGACGAGGCCCUGCUGCUGCAGCUCCUGCUGGGGAAGUACAAUGAGCAGGCGGCCCCCCUCCUGGCCAGCAGCGAGAUGGCCCUGGAGCUCCUCAUCAGAGCCCUGGGCACCACCGCACAGCCGUACCCAGGCAUGCCCAGCUUCCAGAUCAUCGCUCUGGAGCAGAUCACCAAGCCCUUCUUUGCAGCCCUGGGGGAGGAGAAGAUCCAGCAAAAGCUUCUGGGAGUGAUGUUUGAUUUGCUGGUGGACUGCAAGAAUCCUGCCUGUUCCCAGACUGUGAACAGUGUCUUCAAAGGGAUUGCUGUCGACGCCGAGCUGGUGGCCAACGAGCUGACGCCCCGUGACAAGCCCAAGGCCUCUGGGACGGUGCAGCAGACACGCAGGAGCAAGAUGAUGCAAAGGAGGACUCAGGACUCUGCGCCGGUGCCGCCAGAGGGGGGCGCUCUGUCGUGGCAGAGAGUGACGCUCAUCCUGGAGCUUCUGCAGCACAAGAAGAAGCUGAAGAGGCCCCAGAUGCUGGUGCCAGCUCUCUUCAGCCUGCUCUCCAGGAGUCUGGAGACCUCCACAGCAGAGCAGGGGAACAUGGACUACACCAAGCAGCUCAUCCUCAGCUGUCUGCUCAACGUCUGCCACAAACUGUCCCCCGACGGGGGGCCGGUCAGCAAAGAUGUGCUGGAGGAGGAGAAGUUUAACGUGGAGCUGGUGGUCCAGUGUGUGAGGGGGUCGGACAUGCCCCAGACCCACCACCAUGCCCUGCUGCUGCUGGGAGCGGUGGCUGGCAUGUUCCCUGAGAAAGUCCUUCACAACAUCAUGCCGAUCUUCACCUUUAUGGGUGCGAAUAUUAUGCGACUGGACGACACCUACAGCUUCCAGGUCAUCAACAAGACCGUGCAGACGGUCAUCCCGGCCCUGAUUAAGGCUCACGAGGGCGGCUCGUCCCGGGCGGCAGGCCACAUGGAGAGCGUGGUGACCGAGAUCGUGCAUGUGUUCGUCGACGCCCUGCCGCACGUCCCCGAGCACCGCCGCCUGCCCAUCCUGUCCCAGCUGGUGGGCACCCUGGGCCCCGCCCACUUCCUGUGGGUGCUCCUCCUCCUCCUGUUCAAGCAGCACGUCACACAGACCGCAGCCAGCACUGCUGGGGCAGAGAAGGACGCUGCGCUGGAGAGGGACGUGGAGUUCUGGGUAUCGGUGUGCUGUGAGUUCGAGGUACAAGAUCAGCUGACCUCCCUGACCAAGAUCCUGCAGUAUCUGACAACUCUCCCCCAGGACAAGGAAGAUGGUCAGGAGAAGAGGGGGACUCGUCGAAGGGCGGCGAAGAAGGAGACGGCCGAGGCCCUGCUUUUCAGCGUGGACGAGCACAGCGGGAAGGAGCUGCGGCACUUCAAAUUCCUCUCGGUGUCCUUCAUGGCCCAGCUGCUGGCCUCCGGCAGCUUUGUGGGGAAGGUGGCUGAGUGUAGUGAUGACACGCUAGAAUCCCUGCAGACUUUGGAGCAAAGCCUCCUGGAGGAGAUCCUGGGCUACAUCAAUGGUGUAGCUCGCUGCGUGGAGGAGAAUGCAGACAAACCCACUGCCAAAUUCUGGAGGGCGCUGCUCAACAAGUCUUAUGAUGUCUUGGACAAGGUGAACGCUCUGUUGCCCACGGACACCUUCAUCACCGUAAUGAGAGGCCUCAUGGGUAACCGGCUGCCCUCAGUUCGCCGCAAGGCCAUGGAGCUGCUCAACAACAAACUGCAGCAGAGGACCCAAUGGCAGGAGGAGCAGGUGAAGGUCCUGCUGGAGCUGACCCAGGACCUCCUGGCCAUCGUUGGUGGGGGCCAGCCUGACGAAGAGGAGCAGGCCAUCAACAGGCAGACCGCCCUCUACAGCCUCAAGCUGCUGUGCCGCAAUUUCGGCUGCAGCCACCAGGCGGCGUUCGUCCCGGUGCUGAAUCGAGCGGUGGAGCUGGUCGCCUCCCCCGAUGAGGAGAGGAACGUGACGGGCAGCGCACUGCUCUGCAUCGCUGAGGUCACCAGUGCGCUGAAGGCCCUGGCCAUCCCAUACCUGCCCAGGCUGAUGCCCACAGUUCUGCAGACUCUGAAAGACCGCAAGGAGCUCUUGUCCAAUGAGAUCUACCUGCUGAGCGCGGUCACCGCCCUCCAGCGAGUGUCCGAAACCCUGCCCCACUUCAUCAGCCCCUACCUGCAGGACACCCUGCUACAGGUGGCCCACCUCACCCGGGUGGCUGAGCAGGCGACCACGUCCCCGCAGUUGGGCGUCCGUCUGGCCUCCCUCAGAGCCACCCUCGCCACUAAGGUGCCCCCACGGGUCCUGCUUCCCACCGUCACCAAGUGCUAUAACCAAGCGGUCGCGUCCCAGCAGAGCCGACUGGGGCCUCUGAUGGGCAUCCUGAGGGAGCACAUUGCUCACAUGGAGAAGGAUCAGCUGACAUCCCACCAAUCAGAGCUCACCUCCUUCUUCCUCACUGCCUUGGACUUCCGAGCCCAGCACGGCCAGGUUAGUCUGGAGAAGACUAAUGAGACAGAAGGCUUCAUCAUCGACUGCCUGCUGGUCAUGGUCAUGAAGCUGUCAGAGGUCACCUUCAGACCCCUCUUCUUCAAGCUGUUUGACUGGUGUAAGACAGAGGGCGCCCCCAAAGACCGCCUGCUGACCUUCUACCGCCUCUCCGACUGCAUCGCCGACAGACUCAAGGGUCUCUUCGUGCUCUUCGCUGGCCACCUGAUCAAGCCUUUCGCUGACCUGCUCAGCCAGACCAACGUCACCAAGACAGAUGAAGCUUUUUUCGACUCUGACGACAGCAUGGAGAAGACGUGCCUGCUGCUGCAGUAUGUCCUGGACUGCCUGCAUAAGGUCUUCCUGUACGACACACAGCGGUUCCUCAGCAAAGAGCGGGCGGACACCCUCAUGGCGCCCCUUGUCGAUCAGCUGGAGAACACGCUGGGGGGAGACGAGGUCUACAGGACCAGGAUCACCAAGCACCUGGUGCCGUGCGUCGGCCACUUCUCCGUCGCCAUGGGAGAUGACUCCCAGUGGAAGCCCCUCAACUACCAGGUCUUGCUGAAGACCCGGCACAGCUCUCCCAAGGUGCGCUUCUCUGCCCUGCUGAUGUUGCUGGAGCUUGCAAGCAAGCUGAAGGAGAACUACAUGGUGCUCCUUCCGGAAACCAUCCCUUUCCUGGCCGAGCUGAUGGAGGAUGAGUGUGAGGAAGUGGAGCACCAGGUGCAGAAAGUCAUUCACGAGAUGGAAACCAUCCUGGGAGAGCCACUGCAGAGCUACUUCUAACGGCUGCCCAAUCGGGGCCUCCCGCUGGGGCCGCCCCGUUUAGGACUUGACUGAGGAUUGCAGCUCCUGUCUGUUUACAUGUUAACAUCUCCUCCCAGAAAUCUAUGCAUCAGUCAGGCAUCAAACUGUAUGGACACUGAGUAAUGGAGUGAAAGGGGGUUAACCUUUAUUGCCAUGUGUGACUUGACUUAAUGCAGCAAAGGUGCUUGACCUAAAAUCCACAUUUCCAUUUUACAAGAACUGUUAGUCACCCAUGCAUCAAAUGUGGAAGUGGUUAAAACCAAAACCAAAACCUAUACAGUUUUAAUAAAUAUGUGUAUAAGUGUUUUUCAAAGUACUGUGCGAAUAUAUUUUUAUGGUCAGGAAUACACAUCUGUGGGCAUCAGUGUGUGUAUGAUUAGUCAAAACAGUUUGGUAAACUGGAAAAACCUGAAGGAUAAGUCACAUUUGCUUAACUCACCAGCAAGAGCACAUUCAGCAAUGGCAUGACUGGCACAGAACAUUACAAUACUACUGUUACUGCUACUGUGUGCCAUUCUCAUGAGAUUUACGUUUGGUUUGUUUGCCUGGUCGAAUCCUAUCAUUCAAAUGACCAUUUACACAAAUAUGGGGUGAGAAGAGGCAGCUGCCAUCGACGUCAAAAUCUCAUUUACAAAACAGUGAAGGCGAUAUGACAUAUGCAAAUCCACCUUUCUACUUUUCUCACAUUGUGGAUUAUUUGUAUCGGUAAAUGCAUUGAAUUUAUGUUUUGACAUUUAUAUUGCUCACUCGUUAAUGUGACAGACAUAUGAUUAUGUCGUAUUUCAGGACCAUGAUUUGGAGAAUGUACAUUAAUUUGGAAAAUAUGUAGACUGUGUUGUAUACAUAUUUAUAACCAUGGCGAUAUGUCAUUCCACUACUUAGUCUAGGUGGGUUGAAAUAUUAAAUAUAUGGUAAUUUGGUCACUCAGCUCGAGAUAACCUGGGGGAAAUGUGACCAGCCCAUCCUUACCUAGUAAGAAGUACGUCUCUCGGCGGAGUACGCAAUUUGUACUGUUCUUAACAGUGGUUCAAUAAAGACUCACCUUUCUC